This is a messenger RNA of Naegleria lovaniensis, 2013 nucleotides long. RefSeq lists its product as uncharacterized. Bases 1 to 2013 code for a protein of 670 amino acids. The record is from RefSeq and is a predicted model, not a curated record. The transcript is spliced from 3 exons. NCBI's taxonomy places the organism in Eukaryota, Heterolobosea, Eutetramitea, Acrasida, Naegleriidae.
AUGAUGCUUGCAACCACAAGUCCUCCUUCAAGAAUUGAUCUCACACUUGCCUUUCUGGCUCUAUUCAUUCUGCUCUUUUCCAAUGGUUUCCUAUGGGCACAAGAAAUGAGAAUGGCCCUCAAUCCAUCCACACUCCAAUCCUGGGAAUUGGCCUCUUCCAUGCAAUUUUGCAAGAGAAAUUUGACAGUCGAUACCUCUCUCGCUUCAUCCUCACCAGGAAGUGGCACUUCUGCUGUACUCUCUCGAAUCUCUGUCAUGAGUGCUUUAUUGUGCAAUAGUUCGAGUAGUGGAAAUGUGUCUCAGUCCUCAACCUCGUCAUUACCACAAACGAAACGAAGCACUCUCUCAGAAUUGCAACAACCCAUUCAAGGAGAAGCACCUCUCGAAUCGAUUGGUUUCUUUACCAAUUUGGAAUUAACUGGAUUCACAACUGGUUUACUUGGACUCGAUAUGAAUGAACAAGGAAGUACCAAUACCAUCUUGCAAUUACUCUCUCUCGUUCAAAUUUCCAUUUUUGAUAAGAGUAAGCAAAGUUCUUCUUCAAGCACGACGGGUCAGUCUCAAUCUCAGACAGCAUCGUCCUCUACGGCAUCGAGUCUUCCACCUCUACUCUUUCCAUUUAGUCCAGGAGUGUUAAAGACCAUCUACUUUACUAAUUCUUCACUCCAAAAUAUUCAAACAACGUAUGGAAUGAAAGUAGUGAACACUGGAGCAUCAACUGCAUCAACAGGAGGAGAUGGAUCAGGAGAAGCGAGUAAGGUCAUGUACUUUUCAGUUCAUGCCGAUUCUGAAAUUGGUCACUUGAUGGUGAGUGUGUUUGUGGCCGAACAACCGACCAUCCUGAAAACACAGCUCAUUCCAGCCAAUUCGACCAUAAAUCCCAACAAGAACAAUGUCCUAUUGUUGCCAGAGAGUGUGUUAUUAGUAUUGAGUAUUGAUCAAUUCAAUGCCCAACGUUUACUUCAAAUGGACGAACCCACUGGACAAGGUUCCAAACAAGCUCCUCAACAACAACAACAACAGCAAACUCAAGAACAAUCUCAGCAACAAGAGCAGCCACAGCCACAGGAAUCACCACAGCCACAGGAUUCUCCUCAACCACAGGAAUCACCUCAGCCACAACCACCCCAACAAGGAGCAACCUCACCACGUCCUCCAGAACAGCAACCGCCACAACAACCAUCUCAAUCACCUCAGCCACAGGCUUCACCACAACAACCUCAACAGCAGCCUCCUCCUCCUCCACCUCCUCAACCUCAACAAACUUCUGGUAUACCUCCUCAACAACGGCCACCACAAGAACCUCAAGGACCUCCUCAACAAGUACCUCAAGGACCACCGCCUCAACAAGGAGCAACCUCUCCUCGUCCUCCAGAACAGCAACAACCACCUCCUCAAGGACCUCCUCAACAAGAACCUCAAGGACCUCCUCAGCAAGUACCUCAAGGACCACCACCUCAGGAGCCUCCUCAACAGCAACAACCACCUCAACAACCACCUCGUCCCUAUGGAGGAUAUCCACCACCGAAUACAAACUCGGAACACUCGCAAGACAAUCCACCAUCGUUCCGGAUCUUCCUUACAAACCAGAUGAUUAUCGACGUGUGUUAUCUGGCCAUUCCAACAGCAGCUUCCUAUGGUAAAUACAAUUCAGAAGGAAAGGGAGAGCUUGUCAAAUUCUUGCGGACGACUCAAUCCAUGGCUUCUCUGAGUUUGGGUUCUGGUGGUGCGAGUGUCACUACGAGUCAAUCUCAAAUGUCGGAGACACAAUCUCAGCAACAAUCUCAAACAAUCUCAAAUCCUUCAAGUCAACAAGGAGGACGACUCGAUCUUACUCGAAUGGAUAUUCAUAUUCCAUUAGCAACCUUAACACCGGAAGAACUCUCUCAGGAUGCAUUCAUUUUGUGGGGACCUGUCUAUUUUGGACAUGUGGAACAACAAGGAAGCACUUGUUCGUGUUCGGUGCCUCAACAACAACAACAACCUCAAUCCACUUCGAGUGGAGCACCUUAA